AUGGGCAAGAGGCAAGCGGUACGGAUCUUGGAAUUGCUGGAAUUGGGCGCAUAUCCAAGUGAAGAAGAGGCACUGUUCCUGACAACAGAAGAGGCGACUGCAGAGGUUGCGCAGGGCCAGUUCACCAAGCGGAUCAUCGUCACCACAGACCAGCAGAGAGUGCCGUUGCAGACCGUCGAUCAGUUCCUUGGAGAGUACUACGACGAGGAUGCUUUGGUAUGGAUCCAGGAUCCUGAGGUGAGACCAACCAAGAAGGCUCCCAUCACUCGCCAAGUCAAGAUCAGCCAGGUCAAGGAACGCUUCGCUGCUGAGCCGACGAACAAGCCAUGGAAUCUGCUCGAGCUAGCCACGCAUUGCGACGAUGGAUUGAGGCCGAUGUUCCUCAACAACGAAGACUGCCGUCUCUUGACCAAGCUGAAGAUCCCCGAAUCGCAUGCCGGACCCGAAGCUCGUCGUCGAACAUACCUUCCAGGCUACAAAGAGGUCGAGAAGUGGGCCCUAGUCGCUGAAGCCGGAGCAUUGACCGAACCGCACCAAGACUCCCACGGUUACAGCACCUUCAUCACGGUCAACAUGGGCCUCGUCGGCUUCGGCUGGCUCUCCAACCCCACCAAAGCCGACCGCGACGCCUGGCGCCGCAACCCCUCCAACUUCCGCGGCGGCCAAUGGCGCUACAUUGUCCUCAAGCCCGGCCAAACCGUCUAUUUCCCCGCCGGCACCGUCCACUUCGUCUUCCGCCUGGCCGCCGCCGGCAACACCCUCGCCUUCGGCGGCCACAUCCUGCGGUGCUCCAACAUCGUGCACUGGGUGCGGACCCUCCUCGAAGAGCGCGACCAGAAGGAGGUCACGAACGAGGACCUCACGGACUCGGCGCCGGGGUAUCUCGCUCGCGUGGAGAAGUUUGUGAAUCAGGCGAAGGUCAACGGCACGGCGGAGAAGUGGGGAGGGGAGGAGUCGAUUGAGGAGUUUUUGAGGUUGAAGAAGGAGUUUUUGAGUCGGAGGCAGAAGUGA
This is a messenger RNA of Zasmidium cellare ATCC 36951, 1011 nucleotides long. RefSeq lists its product as uncharacterized. NCBI's taxonomy places the organism in Eukaryota, Fungi, Ascomycota, Dothideomycetes, Mycosphaerellales, Mycosphaerellaceae. The transcript has a single exon. The record is from RefSeq and is a predicted model, not a curated record. Bases 1 to 1011 code for a protein of 336 amino acids.